CAGUUUUAAAACGUUUGUUUAAAAGAAACUCUAAAUUAGAAGAUCAAGACUGUGUGAUUGAAGCUUAUGGUCAGGGUUUGGAGUCCAUAAGCUGUGGGAAGCCAGUGCCCCCUUGUGGCCAAAAAUAACAGCCUCUGGGUUGAUAGGAGGAGGGAAAGCAAUUAACUUAUCAUCACCACAAUUUACUGUUUUAUUCUAAAAGCAGACAUAUAGAUAUUAAGGAUGAUGAUUGGCAGUUGGAGUUCGAAAAGAGCAUGGAGGAGGGACGUUUUGAUGAAAGCAAUGAAAUGUGGUUCAAGUGAUGAUUGUUAACACCUCAGCUGUUUAUUGGAGGCCCUUUUGUUGAGUGUAAACAUACAGGAUCAUCAUAUCAGUGGGCAAAAAUGAAAGGUGACAUAUUAUUGGAUCUGUUUCAUAGAUGUGCAGUGUGUUUGCGAGCGUGUGUGUGUGUCUUUGCACGUGUGUGUUGGGGGAUGCUGGUGAUGGGGAGCCCUGUCUCUUUGACAUCUGAUCAAUAAAUGGCCGAGACAGCGAGAGAGGCCAGGGAUUACUGAUCUAAUUGGACUGAGAAUAGAGAGGAUGGGAACACACACAAACACACACAUUCCAUCUCACAGACAAGAUGCGUGCUCACACGCGAGAUAGAUCUGUCAGAUUGCGGCUUUGCGGCCCCGCGGAACGGCAAAUAUACAAAACGCUCCGGCACGCGUGCACAACCGUCCUCCGCUGUGUGCGCUCUUGUUUGAGCUCUUUUGUACCACUGAUCACCUGGGGGCUGUUAAAGAGUGCAGAAGUGAGGAUGAUGAUGAUGCGGUGGGGGUUAAAGGGGGGAUGACAGGGAGAAGUGCAUACACUGUUUACAGUUUAACAGCUCAUCACGAGCAUUGAAGAAAGAAGCAGGAUGGGGGGGGAGAAGGAGCGAUGAUGGAUGACCUGUGGAUUGAAGCAGACGCCAGAGAAAGCCCGGGGAGUCUGUGCACGGGAACGUGCGCUUCCUGAAGCUGCUGCUGUCCAGGCGCGCCAACUGGCUGCAGAAAGACUUGGAGGGAAUGACGCCGCUCCACCUGGCCACCCGACACCCCUCUCACAAAGCUCUGGCCCUGCUGCUCAAACACAUCGGCCCCGGAGAGGUCGACACGCAAGACAAGAACAAGCAAACUGCUCUUCAUUGGUCAGCGUUUUAUAACCGUCCUGAGCACGUCCGCCUUCUGAUCAAGCAUGAUUCCAACAUAGGCAUACCAGACAGUGAGGGGAAGAUUCCUCUGCACUGGGCUGCGCACAGUCAGGAGGCCAGUGCCACACAAACCGUGCGCUGUAUCUUGGAAGCAGCACCCACAGAGUCCCUGUUGAACUGGCAGGACUAUGAGGGUCGGACGCCCUUGCAUUUUGCCGUCGCUGAUGGUAACCAGGCGGUGGUGGAGGUGCUGACAUCCUACGAGGGCUGUAACGUGACAGCUUAUGAUAACCUCUUCAGAACGCCGCUGCACUGGGCGGCUCUGCUGGGCCAUGCUAAAAUCGUCCAUCUGCUGCUGGAGAGGAACAAAUCUGGCACCAUUCCCUCAGACAGCCAAGGAGCGACGCCGCUGCAUUACGGUGCGCAGAGCAACAAUGCUGAGACGGUCGGUGUGUUUUUGUCCCACCCGUCUGUGAAAGAUGAACCCGAUCUUGAGGGCCGGACAGCCUUCAUGUGGGCCUCUGGGAAGGGCAGUGACGAUGUCAUCUGCACCAUGCUCGAACACAACCCUCACAUCGACAUCAACAUGGCCGACAAGUAUGGCGGCACCGCGCUGCAUGCGGCCGCUCUGUCGGGCCAUGUGAGCACUGUGCAGCUGCUGCUGGAGAAGGGAGCCAUGGUGGACGCUCUGGACGUCAUGAAGCACACGCCACUGUUCCGCGCCUGCGAGAUGGGACACAGAGAUGUCAUACUCACCCUCAUCAAAGGUUCUGCGCGGGUGGACCUGGUAGAUGUGGAUGGUCACACUGCUCUGCACUGGGCAGCUCUAGGAGGGAAUGCUGAGGUCUGCCAGAUGCUGAUGGAAAAUGGGAUCAGUCCGAACGUCCAGGAUCACGCUGGCCGAACUCCUCUGCAGUGUGCUGCUUAUGGAGGUUACAUCACAUGCAUGGCGGUUCUCAUGGAAAACCACGCCGAUCCAAAUAUUCAGGACAAAGAGGGGCGGACUGCUCUCCAUUGGUCAUGCAACAAUGGUUACCUGGAUGCUGUGAAGCUGCUGCUCAGCUACAACGCCUUUCCCAAUCAUAUGGAGCACACGGAGGAAAGGUACACCCCGUUGGACUACGCCCUGCUCGGGGGGCACAGCGAGGUGACUCAGUUCAUGUUGGAAAAUGGCGCCCUGUCCAUAGCAGCCAUUCAGGACAUCGCCGCUGCCUCCAUCCAGGCCGUCUAUAAAGGCUACACGGUCCGGAAGGCCUUCAGGGAGAGGAAGCAGCUCCUCAUGAGGCAUGAACAACUGCGCAAGGAUGCAGCCAAGAAACGUGAAGAAGGACAGCGGAAAAGAGGAGCUGUGCCGCAAAUUUCUGUGGCCUCAGCAGCUUCAACAGGGAAAACGCAACAGGAAAAGCUCCCUUUAGUGAACGUCCUUCAAGAUCUAACACUUACUCAUUCUUCAGAAGAAAUUAAAAAACUGUGCAAAGCUCAACACAAAAAGAACAAAGAAGAACCACACAAAGCAUCCUACAAAAGCAAGUUGUCUAGAAGAAGCAAGGUUGCUGAACGCCGUGAAGCUCCUCUAAGCAGCAGUUCCCACAUAGGCAGUGACACUGAUGAAUCCCAGACCACCAGGCUGAAGGUGCUCCUCUCUCCCGCACGCUGCAGAGAGACGGCCGCUCUGAAGCCCACACCUCCUGCUGUGCACAAAGUAAAAGAAAGACCCUCCUCGAACGCAUCCACCCGCUCCACACCUGUCUCCACUUUGGACCAAAGCGAGGCCAGGAAAGGUGAAAGCGUCACCUUGAAAAAGAGCGAUGUUCGCACGAGCGUGCAGACCGCCGCGGGCAACGCCGAUGCCAGCCUUUCUACUCGAAAGCACCGAAAAUCCAGGGAGCAGAUUUCAGGCAGGAGCACCAAGAGCAAAGACCGAACCCGCGCAGACUCAUUAAGAGACGCCGCGAACAAACACUCCAGUAAAAACGAGUCCGACCUACGUGCAGUUGUAACAGCACACAUACAAAGAGAGCGUGAUACAGAUCAGCACAGAAGAAGAAACCAGGCUGCACGCCUUAUCCAGCGAGCAUGGCGGAGGUUCUGUGCACGCAAAGGAAGAGAGGCAAAGCUCCAUGAAGAGGUGGAGCCGAGGGAGCCAAACUGCAGCCGAAACGGAAGGAAAAUGGAAAACAGAGCUCCGUGUGGAAAGCUAGCACAGAGUAAAAACUCAGUAUUACAAAAUAUCUAUGGGAGAAAAGGGCAUUCUGGGAGCUGUCAGUCUCGGUUGCUUUUAGGCGUCCCCCUACGCACCCAAAGCCAACUGAGUGGUUUAAACUGUGUGCACCUGACUGAUGCAGUAAACCAAGCUAAGCACUACUCCUACCACCUGAGACCACAAAGUGCAGGCCAAGGGACAAGAGGCCAGGAGAAACGCUGAAUACACAGAAAAACACACACACACCGUGUUCUUUGAUGUUUUCUCAGCUGGUUGGCACUCUUACCUCUAUAGAAUUAGUCCUCACAAUGUUCGCUCAAUGUGCCGAGCUUUCUAAAAUUAAGCCGUGUGACAUCAGAGCCGUGACCUCACAGGGUGGGGUUAAGUCUACAGAAAUGGCGUGUGUAAAAGAUAACCUUUCAUCCAUUGUGGAGGGAACGCAUACACACUCCAUCACCCACGUUCUCCAUCGCUCUCGCACACACUGAGAUAACCUUUCUUCCCGUUGUGCAGACUGAGGCAGUCCAUCAACAGCCGGUCAUACAGAUAGCCCACCUGCAGCUGCCAACACACACAUUCAUACACACACAUACAUUCUACAAGAGCUCGGUCUUUAAGUGCCGUUUUUCUGAAGGGAAACAUUUCUAAACUGUACCUUUUUUAAAAAAAUAUUAUUGAGCAAAAUAAUGUUUUUUGUGUAUUUUGAAGAACAAUAAUUAAAAGAUGAAAUUCAUUUCA
Oryzias melastigma (Indian medaka) is the source of this 4115-nucleotide messenger RNA. It is a transcript of the gene invs, whose product is annotated as inversin. The record is from RefSeq and is a predicted model, not a curated record. Gene Ontology annotation, molecular function: protein binding. Bases 1050 to 3599 code for a protein of 849 amino acids. The transcript has 16 exons. Lineage: Eukaryota; Metazoa; Chordata; Actinopteri; Beloniformes; Adrianichthyidae. Gene Ontology annotation, biological process: protein localization to ciliary inversin compartment. Gene Ontology annotation, cellular component: ciliary inversin compartment.